This is a messenger RNA of Clavispora lusitaniae ATCC 42720, 1029 nucleotides long. It is a transcript of the gene PDR16, whose product is annotated as phosphatidylinositol transporter. Gene Ontology annotation, molecular function: phosphatidylinositol transfer activity. Lineage: Eukaryota; Fungi; Ascomycota; Pichiomycetes; Serinales; Metschnikowiaceae. The record is from RefSeq and is a predicted model, not a curated record.
AUGUUUAGAUCAAAGAAAGCAGACCCAAAGCCUGCUGCUCCCGUUAAUGAGGAAAUUACCUAUAUUCCUUUUGAGUCACCAGCACCAGAGUGCAUAAUCCCACCGGAAGACGAACUAGACCCUCUGCAGAAGGAAAAGUACGCGUUGGUUUUUGCCCAUUUUGCAAAUGAAGACUUCAAAGCUGCCAGCAGCGAACACGAAGCAAAGUCCAAAGACAAGUCCAACUAUAAACCUUUGACUCCAAGCGAGAAGGCGUGGUUGACACGCGAGUGCUUUUUGCGUUACUUGAGAGCGACAAAAUGGGAAACCAAGGACGCCAUUGCACGAAUUGAGUUGACUUUGGCAUGGCGCAGAGAGUUCGGCAUCAACGGCUUCUUGGACGAGGACAAUACGGUCAACGGCCAGUUGUGCAGUGAGGAGAACGAAACAGGCAAAGAGGUGAUUCUUGGCUUCGACAACCACUCGCGGCCGUGUCUUUAUUUGAAGCCCGGAAGACAGAAUACGAAAACAAGCCAGAGACAGGUGCAGCAUUUGGUGUACAUGCUUGAACGCGUCAUUGACUUUUGCCCAAGCGGCCAAGACUCGCUUGCAUUGCUCAUUGACUUUAAAAGUUCGCCUGUCGGAAUAAAGUCCAACAAGAUCCCACCCAUAGGCAUUGGCAAACAGGUGUUGCAUAUUUUGCAAACGCAUUAUCCCGAGAGACUUGGAAAGGCUCUUUUAACAAACAUUCCGUUGCUAGCGUGGACAUUUUUGAAGAUGAUUCAUCCGUUCAUCGACCCGCUCACACGGGAGAAGUUAGUUUUCGACCAACCUUUCCCCGACUUUGUUCCUGCUCUGCAACUAGACAAGGAUUUCGGGGGUUCGGUCAACUUUGAGUACGACCACUCCAAGUAUUGGAACGAGAUGAUUCGCAUCAGCGAAGAGAAGAAGAGAAAGUACAUCAAGCGCUUUGAGACCUUUGGGAGCAAGAUAGGGUUGUCGGAAGUGGAUUUGCGUGGUGACCACGAGGAAUUGGUACAUCCCUUAUGA